Messenger RNA from Lottia gigantea (owl limpet), 507 nucleotides. RefSeq lists its product as hypothetical. Lineage: Eukaryota; Metazoa; Mollusca; Gastropoda; Lottiidae. The coding region runs from base 1 to 507 and encodes 168 amino acids. The record is from RefSeq and is a predicted model, not a curated record. The transcript has 2 exons.
AUGUCCAUGUUGACACGGGCAGGUACCAUGGUGCGCAAGCCGCGUCGGAGCAGUGCCUCACGGGCCGUUCCCCGUCGACGGUCUGCUCCGACGGUGCUUCAAGGACGAUCCCAAUCUAAACAGGGUCAACACAAACUAGUUCAACGAAUUAGUAGUACACCUCACAGUGUUAGAUCUUAUCCGAAUUCACCAGGCAGAACUCGAUCACCACAAGAUUCACCUGCUACCAAAAGUGUUACUUUUUUCCCGCGGGAUCUGUCCCCCAAACGAACUCUGGAAUUAUCUUUUAAAUACCCAAGUGAUAUUUCACAAGAUUCCUUAACUGGGCUUGGUGCUAUUGGAUUAACAAAACAUGGAUCUACACCUCUGACGGAAAAUUCUCCAGCUAAAAGUGUGUCUUUUUUCUUGAAUUUGCCACAAUCUACGGAAGUAGUCUGCACUGGAAAGGAUAACUGUGUUGUCAAGGUCGAGGUGUCUUUAAUAAGAACAUUAUUUAAUUAUUGUUAA